AUGCACUUGAGCAUCAAGCCUACAAACUCCGAGUGGUCUCUGGGGCCACACGGAGCGGAUGUGUCAUUCAUUUCCAAGUCUCCAGCAAAAUAUCUACCGUCUCCCGAUUCGACGCAUCAAGCCUCCAAAUCACAAAGAUACAAUCAUGGACAAAAACAACAACAACCCACACUUCCGUGUAACGGCCGAGCGUCUACUCCAACAAGCAACGACCCCUUGGAUAUCGAGAAAGCCGCAGCAUCGAGGAGGAUGGAGAUUAUCUUGGCCGAGAGCAUCGAAAAGAUCUGGCAGCAGGAUCAGGAUAGCGUGGCUAGAGUUAACCAGGGCAGAGCGAGAGCUAUGUGUGAGACGCAGAACUUGGCGAGUGAAAGUGUGGCAAAACUCAACAAUCAGGGUUUCGAAACUAUGGAACGAGCCAAGCGGGAGGACAGAGAGAGCGAGGCUAGGGUAUUGAGAUUGAAUGGGGAGAGUAAGGCACGAAUUGCGAGAGAGAAUGGAGAGAGCAAGGCCAGGAUCUCGAACGAGACUAAGGAGAGCGCAGCGCGGAUUGAAGCUAUCCAGGAGGCCUCAGAAUCAAGACGUCCCCACGAGAAGACUAAACCCGACUCUUGA
Molecule: messenger RNA, 612 nt
Organism: Drepanopeziza brunnea f. sp. 'multigermtubi' MB_m1
Lineage: Eukaryota; Fungi; Ascomycota; Leotiomycetes; Helotiales; Drepanopezizaceae
Source: RefSeq, a predicted model, not a curated record